AUGUCUGAAGAGCCGAAGGAAUUAACUCUCUUUGAGAAGAUUGCGAACCAUACCAUACCUUCUGAUAUGGUUUACGAGGAUGAUCUGUGCUGUGCCUUCAAGGAUAUCAAUCCUUGUGCCCCUGUUCAUAUCAUCGUUGUCCCCAAGGUUUGCGAUGGUCUUACUCAAUUGCGUUACAUGCGUGAGGACCAGGAGCAGCUCGUUGGCCAUCUGAUGCGUGUUGUGGGUAUUGUUGCUAUGCAGCAGCAUUUGGAGCCUGGCUACCGUGUUGUUAUCAACGAUGGCCCCGAUGCGCAGCAAACCGUUCUUCACUUGCACAUUCAUGUAAUCGGUGGAAAGAAGUGUGGCUGGCCUCCAGUUUAA
This is a messenger RNA of Blastocystis hominis, 363 nucleotides long. RefSeq lists its product as hypothetical. The record is from RefSeq and is a predicted model, not a curated record. Gene Ontology annotation, molecular function: hydrolase activity. Bases 1 to 363 code for a protein of 120 amino acids. The transcript has 4 exons. NCBI's taxonomy places the organism in Eukaryota, Bigyra, Opalinata, Blastocystidae. Gene Ontology annotation, cellular component: cytoplasm.